AUCACAGUUAUGAAGUGAACGUGUGGCGAUGUCAAUGUCAGUCAGCAGUUAGCUCAGUAAACUAGCAAAACAUUAGCCUGAAUAAUAGCUUUACUGGCAGACUGAUAUGAGUUCAGUCCGGGUUUUUUUUAAAGCUAACUAGCUAACUAUUAAAAACGUUUCCAAACCUCACUGACAACGUAUACGGGUUUGACAAGCUGUUAAUUUAUCCACAAUAUAUCGCUAAUAUGUUGUAAGACACUGUUGCCACGGAUAAAUCGUUAAAUUUACGUGACAGUCCUGUUACCAUGAAGUUCUGCUACACCGUUAAUAUGGCUGACAUUUCGUUCUAGAAAUGAGCACGCGCAACCUAUACUUACAAUUUUAGCUCGACCGUGAUUGGUCAGAACGGGACUUGGAUUCGCGCUUCGAGAACGACGAUUGGUUGUUUACAGCGCUGUGUGUCGCUGUGGGAAAACUUGCUAGUUCUUUGGCGGCGGUCUGACUUGAGUGAUAAAUUCUUUUACGUAACUUUUACGUAACUUUCUCGAUGUGUGGAUCGAAGUUACGAGUAGCAGCGGUGCAGAAAAUGUCACAGAAGUGUACCGUAGUAUGGAUCGUGAAAUGGGUGUCAUGGUAACCGGUUAAAAAGCGAAGUGCCGGAGGCCUCGAGCGCAAUAUCGAUGUCCCGCCUCCCAGAGACGGCAAAAAUAAAAACACACUCGGUGAACGUUGACUAAUAUUUUAACUAAUUUGCUUUGUUUUAGGUGUUUUAUAAACAGUUUAUAGAUGAAAUCAUCGGCGGCAUUGCCUUACCACUCGGUGUGAACAGUUACGGUCCAGGCUCAGCGUGGCUGCGUAAAGGUGUCCAUGAGAAAGCCACGCCGGAGAGGGGGCCUCCUCGGGGGUUUGGGCACCAGAAAAAGCGAUGCUCGAUGUGGUGGAUCUCGGGGGGCCACACAGCCCCGCUCGCCCUCCCCCUAUAGACUCAAACUCUCCCCAACACGAGAGACCCUGACCUAUGCCCAGGCCCAGAAAAUGGUGGAGGUGGACCUGGAUGGCCGGCUGCACCGCAUCAGCAUCUUUGACCCGUUGGCCAUUAUCACAGAGGAUGAAAUGAUGGCCCAGGACAUGGCUGAGUGCAAUAGCAACAAAGAGAACAGCGAACAGACUUCUGUAGCCAUUGUGGCUAGUCCAAGUCGCAGGUCUGCAGGCCAGAAAGGCAGAAAGAAGGACUAUAAAAAUUCUUCCUCUCAGAAUGCACACAGACAGCAUCACACGCAAAAUAACUCAGCCCAGCAGCACAAUAACAACUGCUCAGCCUUACCGGAGCCCACUUUUAGGGUUUUAGAGUCAUUUGAGCCCAUUGAGGCUUCACCUCUCCCAACUGCCUAUUAUCGUUACAUAGAGAAAUCACCAGAGGAGCUGGAAGCAGAGGCUGAGUAUGACAUGGAUGAGGAGGACGCAGCCUGGCUAGAGGUGGUGAAUGAAAAACGGACAUCUGAAGGCCAGACAACUGUAUCGUCUGACACCUUCGAAAUCCUGAUGGACCGGCUAGAGAAGGAGUCAUUCCUGGAGUCGAGAAUCCCUCAGAGUGCCGUGGAUGAGGACGCCUUCUGCUGUGUGUGCCUGGAUGACGAGUGCCUCAACAGCAACGUGAUCCUGUUUUGUGACGUGUGCAAUCUCGCUGUACACCAGGAGUGUUACGGUGUGCCAUACGUGCCCGAAGGUCCUUGGCUUUGCCGCCGUUGCCUUCAGUCUCCCUCUCGGCCUGUAGACUGUACGCUGUGCCCGAAUAGAGGCGGCGCAUUCAAGCAGACGAGUGACGGUCAUUGGGCACAUGUGGUAUGUGCCAUCUGGAUUCCCGAGGUGUGUUUCGCGAACACGGUAUUUCUCGAGCCUGUUGAGGGUGUAAACAACAUCCCGGCGGCUCGGUGGAGGCUUACGUGCUACCUGUGCAAGCAGAAGGGUCGUGGUGCCUCAAUCCAAUGUCACAGAGCCAACUGCUACACGGCAUUCCACGUCACAUGUGCCCAGCGGGCUGGACUCUUUAUGAAAAUCGAGCCGGUACGAGAGACCACAGCCAACGGUACGAUGUUCUCUGUAAAGAAGACGGCAUUCUGCGAGGCACACUCGCCUCCUGAGAAGGAGGCUUCGGAUGAUGAAGAUAACGGAGGAAGGGUGCUGGGCUGCCGGGCCAGUCGAGGAAUGAGUGCCUACGCGCAGAGUCCUCAACUGAUAAAGUCUUCACGAAGCAAUAAGAAAGAGGGCAAGAAAAAGAAGAAGGGGAAAAAAAGUCCAGAAUUAACAUCCAAAAAAGCGUCAACACCCCUGGUCACCGUGCCCCAGAUUCCCCCACACAGGUUAAACAAAGUUUUUAAAGGUAUUAUUAUUCAGAAGAAGAAUUAUUUUAUGCAGCGGUUGCACAAUUAUUGGUUACUGAAGCGCCAGUCACGUAACGGAGUACCUCUCAUUCGGCGGUUACACUCGCAUCUGCAGGCCCAGAGGAGCACGGAUCAGACCGAACCAGAUGAGAAGGUCAGCGCUGUGCGAGAAGAGCUCAAAUACUGGCAGAAGCUGCGUCAUGAUUUGGAGAGAGCUCGGCUCCUGGUGGAGCUCAUCCGGAAGAGAGAGAAACUAAAGAGAGAGCAGGUGAAAGUGCACCAGGCGGUGAUGGAGUUGCAGCUGACUCCUGCUCUGAUUCUGCAGCGCUCCACCCUGGACCAGCUGCAGGAGAAAGAUGUAGCGCAUAUCUUUGCACAGCCGGUCAACCUUAAAGAGGUACCAGAUUACCUGGAGUUUGUCUCUCAGCCCAUGGAUUUUUCCACCAUGAGGUCCAAGCUGGAGGCUCACCAGUAUCACACGUUUUCUGACCUGGAGGCUGACUUCAACCUCAUGAUCUCCAACUGCAUGCUCUAUAACGCUAAGGACACUGUGUUUUACAAAGCGGCGGUGCGUCUGCGGGACUUAGGGGGUGCGAUACUGCGACACGCACAAAGGCAGGCUCACAACACGGGGCUGGACCCUCACACGGGCAUGCACCUACCAGAGUCGCCGCACAAAAACAACUACUACCGUUGCACCCUGGAGGACGUGGACACCCUGCUCGACCCAGAGAACCGGCUGCACAUGACCGUAGAGGACCAGCUGAAGGAGCUGCUGGAUAAGCUGGACGUAGUGACGUCAAUGCGCUCCAGCGGAGCCCGUACGCGUCGCAUUCGGCUGCUACGCAAAGAGAUCAACAACGUUCGCUACCGCCGCAACUCCCACCUCUCUAACGGAGACGCCAAAGAGGACGAGCAGGAUGACGACGAAGAUGAUGAGGACAAAGACAUGGACACUGAAAAUAACCUGUCUUCAUCCUCAGACAAAGAUGAUUGUAAAUCCACGCCCCCUCCCACUCUGGAGCCCUCAGGUCUGGCCUUAUCCCCUCCUCCUGGAGAGACCCCACUGGAUCCCCCUACUCUCCGGCCAAUGACUGAUCCUAAAACCAUGUCCCCUCCUGAACCUAUCAAACCAAGUACUAAGAGUCCGGAUGCAGAUUCAGAGGUCGGCCUGGCCUCUCAAAUCUCGAGGGUACGAGAGACCCCACCCGUGUUGUCUUCCAGCGAGGGGAAGCUGCUCAAUGGUGUCUCAAGCACUGCAUCUCCUACACGGCCUGUUUCUGGAGGAGUGGGUCGCCGCACCUCCGUCCUGUUCAGAAAAGCGAAAAAUGGCGCCAAACUGCAUCGCGACAAUCAGCUGCAGAACGGUGAGGGUAGAACACCCCAGCAUCCCACCCCACCAACUGCUACUAUCACCCCUCUAACCACAGAGGCAACUGUACCACCCGUUCUCACACCCGUCAAUCAGACACCGCUCAGCUGCAGCACCAGUCCUGAGAAGCAACAGGAGAAGACUCCACCUCGCUCUAUAGAAACCGCUCUCACAAACGGAUUCAAAAAGCACAAAGACUGUGGCUCGGACUCUGACAGCAGCUCCUCACCCAUACUGAAAAAGGAAAUUACACUGCCACCAAAAAAAAGUCGCGGCAAACCUGCAUUGUCCAAAGUACCAUUCCUGGAGACCGUUAAUGGAGAUUCGGACUACACUGGACCUGUGGAUAUGUUGUCUAUAGAGAGCGAAGCAGAACCCGAGCCUCUGGACCUUGUCUGGGCCAAGUGUAGAGGAUAUCCAUCCUACCCUGCUCUGAUCAUAGAUCCAGAAAUGCCGGAGGACGGUGUGUUGCACAACGGCGUGCCCAUCCCCGUGCCACCGGCAGACGUGCUCCGGCUCGGAGAGCAGAGACAGGAGGAGACUGGAGACAAACUCUACCUUGUUCUGUUCUUUGACAACAAACGCACCUGGCAAUGGUUACCACGGGAGAAGCUGCUGCCGCUGGGAGUAGACGACACGGCGGACAAACUGCGUCUGAUGGAGGGCCGAAAGACGAGCAUCCGCAAAUCCGUGCAGGUUGCCUACGACCGAGCCAUGAUCCAUCUGAGUCGAGUACGCAGUGACCAUGGCUUUAUCGCUUCCAGCUACCUGUAGACAGGAUUCCUGCUGCGCAUCACUACCUGAUCUCACCACUACCGCUUAAACAGCAUACGCACAGACGGCUGCAUCCCAAUCCUCUCGUUCUACUGGUCUUGUAGAGCAAUACCGAGAGGCGAAGUUGCUCGAAAGCAAGUUCAGUGCAUUACUUUCCAGUGUCAAGGAGGAGUUGCAGCCUUUUUUUAUUUUAUUUUAUUUUUUUAUUUUAUUUUUUUUGCCUUUUAUGGUCUUGGUGGGUUAGAGAAAAGAUUUUAAUGAACAUAACUGUGAGUGUUUUUUUAUUUUAUUUUUUUAUUUUUAUUUUUUUUUUUAUUUUUUUUUAAUACUAGUGUCACUUUAAAUCUGUGGUUUCGAGUGUGGACCGUCUGAAGGCUGGAUAUAGACACAUCCACAACGGUAUCUGUUCUCUGACAACGAUUCGCUUAAUACAAAGGAGUGAAUGAAUCAGCUGGCUAGUGCGUGCGAACGUGUGAGUGGUUCACUGCCAUUUUUCUUACGAUAGCUUUUUACUUUUUAACGUUUUACGAACCACUUCUUGUAUAUUGUUAAGACACUCGUGUAUAUAACUACUUUUUUAUCAUAUGAUAUCUAAUUUAAUUCGGAUCUCAUGUAUGAAUUUCAAUCGCCUGGAUGUAUGAAGAAAUUAGAUCUCUUCUGUACAUAUUUGUUUAAAAAAAGGAAAGAAAAAAGAAGAAAAAAAGAUCACAUCAUUGGCUUGCUGCAAAAAGUGUAUCCUGCUUGUCCUCAAACUGUGCGUACCUUCAGUCGCAAACAAAAAACCUAUACUUACAGUUUAUGUCUGAUUUGCAGCCAGUUGUGGUUAUAUAUUAUCAUUUUUGAUACAUAGAAAUGUAAUUUAUUUAUGAAUCACAAAGACAGACAUAGUGAGAGAGAAAGAAUUAAAUUAUAUAUUGGCUGAAGAUUCUGAUCAAAGCUUAUUUAAGGUUGAAACUGUUGAAAUGGGGUUUUAAAAGAAGGCGGCUUUGUGACCUUGCAUUAAUUGUCAAGCUUUUUUUUAAAAAAGUGUAUGUGCUAUAAGGAAGAUGUUCAAAAACUGUUAUUAGACACUCCCUUUUUUGCACCACGAAGCACAGAGCCUGUAUUUAUUAUAGAAAGUUGUUUAGCUUGUACCUGUUUAUAAGAUGUUGAAGUUUUACGCUUGUACAAACUGCAGAUUUUACCUACUCGCCAAAUAUCCUGUCUGAAACAGUAUUUUCUCAAGUGGGGGAAAUAAAUGUUCUAUUGAAACUCUUAA
Messenger RNA from Tachysurus vachellii, 5767 nucleotides. RefSeq names its product bromodomain and PHD finger containing, 3b (gene brpf3b). The transcript is spliced from 13 exons. Lineage: Eukaryota; Metazoa; Chordata; Actinopteri; Siluriformes; Bagridae. Gene Ontology annotation, biological process: regulation of transcription by RNA polymerase II. The record is from RefSeq and is a predicted model, not a curated record. Gene Ontology annotation, molecular function: protein binding. Bases 850 to 4509 code for a protein of 1219 amino acids. Gene Ontology annotation, cellular component: MOZ/MORF histone acetyltransferase complex.